AUGAAUUUAAUGUACCUGCUGUUAUUUAUUCUGUGUUUUAAAGAAUCGAAUUCCAACAUAGACUCAUAUAAUGAUGAUAGUUCACGGAUAAAAUUUCUAUGUGGUUGUCAGUCAGAUGGAAAUGAUAUGGACAUAGAAAUAAACUGUGAUAUUGGUGAUGUUAUCAAAUUGGAACCAUCGGAUUAUAAAAUGAGAGAUAAUGACGCAGAAGAUACAGAUUGUGGUGACUUCAACUACGAUAGAUGCCAGGAGGAAUUUAAACCAGACAUUUUAAAAAAAGAAGACAGUUUUGAAGUGUAUAAAAAAUGUAGUCUAAGAAACUCUUGUUAUAUAAAGAUAGCCGGAGUAAACCCGGGCCGACAAAGACAAGUGAAUUAUCCGUUCUUCUGUUACAAUGAUGAAUCUGUUAUGGACUCAACUACACCCACUAUCCCUACAACAACUGUUGUAAAUUCAACCCCAGAAGGUCCUGCACCAACUGAUAGUACAUGUACAAAUCAAUCUAAUGAUGUUGGAAAUGUCUACGUAAUUACAUUGGGUGUAAUUCUAGCAGCUGUAAUAUUACUUACUAUAGUCGGUAUAGCGAUCUACUGUGUUCUCAGGUAA
Lottia gigantea (owl limpet) is the source of this 606-nucleotide messenger RNA. RefSeq lists its product as hypothetical. The transcript is spliced from 3 exons. Bases 1 to 606 code for a protein of 201 amino acids. The record is from RefSeq and is a predicted model, not a curated record. Lineage: Eukaryota; Metazoa; Mollusca; Gastropoda; Lottiidae.